Magallana angulata is the source of this 1261-nucleotide messenger RNA. RefSeq lists its product as uncharacterized. The transcript has 5 exons. The coding region runs from base 23 to 565 and encodes 180 amino acids. Lineage: Eukaryota; Metazoa; Mollusca; Bivalvia; Ostreida; Ostreidae. The record is from RefSeq and is a predicted model, not a curated record.
AAAAGUUACUUAGGUAAACAAUAUGGCGGCUAGUGGAGGGAAGUGGCGAAUUUUCUGUCGAGUUUCUUUGGCAGUCUUAUUUCUCGUGAUUCUGAAUUGUGAACUCAUUUACACAACAAAACCAACAAUAGCUGUUAAAGAAUCGAAGCCUCUUACAUGGGAUUGCACAGAUAACAACGGUGCAGUUGUUGGACAUGAAGCAACAUGGCCUACAUCAACAGGUUCCUGUGAUAAGAAUAAAUGUUGGCAUGGAACGCUCAAGAAAUUUGUCCUUACAUACAGUUGCCCUUCAUUGAAAUCGGGUGAGAACCCUGACACAGAUAACUGCUUUGAGACGUCCAAUUCAGCUCUUAGCUUCCCAGAUUGCUGUCCAACUCUUACCUGCAAUUCCUCCGCUCCACUGACAACUUUAGCCCCAACAGCCUGCUAUGACUUGGGGUCAGACUUUGCCUGUAGCGUGUGGUCCAACAUGACCGCAGGCUGUGUCAGUGGGACGGACGGGUACGGGGACAGGAUAUACAACUACACGGUCGUCUACUGUAGAAAGACUUGUAGGUUUUGUUAAACAAAACACUCAUCAAGUGACAGAGGGAUAAACAUGUAUUGUGCUCUGUCCAGGAUAUUGUAAUAUUGUACAAUCAAUUCUAUAAUCACCCUCACAACAUUAAUACACAUAUUAACCAAAUGAAUUUCAUAGCAAACAUUUUGUACUUUUAUAAUAUUCAUUUGUUUUUCUUGUCAUUAUUCCAAUACUUUGUAUAUUCAAACUCUGUAUGUUAAGCAGGUUAAUUGCAUUCAAUCAAACCAAAAGACCAAAAACUGUAAAAUUUUGUAAAUAUUCAGGGAGUAAAUUAAAUAUGUAGCUUGUGAUAAUUUUUGCAGGUAUUAAGACUUGUAACAAAAAUUUUUGUUUUUUUUACCAGAAGCUAUUUCUUUUCAUGAUGAUUUUGCAAAUCUGAAGUUAUUUUAAAAUUUGAAAAGCACCUCAGAAAUGCCUCCACAAUAUUGUAGUUCUGGUCUUGUCUUUCAGUUUUGUUUCAUCUUGUCUUACAAUUCAAUGUUGAUGGAUUUCUUUCUGUGAUAGGGUUUUUUUUUUUUUAAUUUCUUCUUAUAAACUUUGUUAUACAUAUUUACAUUAUAUUUUAAUACUUUAUAUUUUAUGAGAUUAUCAUUAUCCACCAAAUGCUGUAUAUUAGGGCAGGUCCCAAUGUAUAUAAAAUAAAUUUCCUUGUUUAAUAAAUCUUAUUUAAUACACAUGCCA